Messenger RNA from Cladophialophora immunda, 3419 nucleotides. RefSeq lists its product as uncharacterized. The coding region runs from base 43 to 3078 and encodes 1011 amino acids. The transcript is spliced from 4 exons. Lineage: Eukaryota; Fungi; Ascomycota; Eurotiomycetes; Chaetothyriales; Herpotrichiellaceae. Gene Ontology annotation, molecular function: protein binding; RNA binding. The record is from RefSeq and is a predicted model, not a curated record.
GCCGUCAAUUCUUGGAAAACGUCUUAUAUAUAUAUUGUGAAUAUGUCUGGGAACCAAGCAUCCCGAGGUCGGGGUGGUGGCCGCGGGCGCGGCGACAAUCUGCCCUACCACCCGAGAGGGAGGGGAGGCCCCUCCAGAGGCGGCCAGAGUUUCGGGAGAGGGCGUGGAGGUGGAACACAGUCUGAGGUGGCACUGUUCUCUCACGAAUCGGGCGGCGAUGCCCUACCCGACCGGGCCAUCCGGGCCCUCGAGGAUAAGAUCGAGGCGAGCGCGAAAGCCCCACCGACAAAGACGUCUCCAUCCUCCCUGAUCGCGAAACUCCCUCCUCGUCCGGGUUUUGGUACUCAAGGAAGAGAAGUAUUGCUGUGGACAAAUUACAUGGCGGUGGCAUCGUCCGCCAGCCUCGUUCUCCAGAGAUACCACCUGGAGAUUUUGCCCGACGGCGCAGGCCAACAGCCCAAAGGAAAGAAAGCGCGCCGACUCGUCGAAUUGCUCCUUGAGGAUCAUUUGGCCCAAUACAAAGACAAGGUCGCCACAGACUUCAGAUCGACUCUCAUAAGCUCGACUAAGAUUGAUCUUGUUGGAGACAACUAUGAUGUCGUCUACCGGGUUGAGGGCGAAGACAGUCCCGGGGCAGACGCCAAACACUACCGCAUCCGCCUCUCGCACACGGGUUCCUUGACCGUGUCUGAGCUGCUGAAUCAGCUCACUUCAACAAACGCAGGGACGUUGCUGGGAUCCAGGGAAGAAAUCAUCCAGGCGCUGAACAUUGUUGUUGGACACAAUCCCAAAGCCGCUGCAGAGAUUGCCUCCAUUGGAGCGAACCGGCAUUAUGCGCUGGACGCGGCAGACUUUGAGAGGUCUUCACUUGGCGCCGGGCUGACCGCCAUCCGCGGGUUUUUCUUCAGUGUCCGAGCGGCUACCGGGCGGCUGCUCAUGAACAUCCAGGUCAAGCACGGGGCGUUUUAUGAGGAUGGCCCACUCGAUCGAGUCAUGAGCGCAUAUGCCGCGAGCAUUGGCUUCAAUAGACCCAAAGUUGGGAGUUUCGUAAGGAAGCUCUCAGUCAACGUCACGCACAUCGUCCGAAAGAACUCGGCCGGCCGGCCGAUUCCCAGGAUCAAGGUUAUCGAAGGGCUUGCCACGCCACGGGACGGAGCCGGGCUGGAACACCCUCCUCGGAUCUCCGAGUACGGCGCUGGGGCGAAAGAUGUCGAGUUCUGGAUGGACAGCCAGGGCGAGACAUCGGCAUCGGGAUCCGCUCAAGGAGGUGGUGGCAAGGGGAAGAAGGGCAAGAAAGCAGGCCCGGCACCUCCCCUCCAAGGACGCUACAUCAGCGUCUACGACUUCUUCCGCUCCCAAUAUAACAUCGCCGUGUCUGAACCCAAGUUACCCGUCGUCAAUGUCGGCAGCAAGGAUCGACCAUCCUACCUCCCCGCCCAAGUCUGCAUGGUCAUCCCUGGGCAGACUUGCAACACGCAAUUAAGCCCUAGCCAGACGCAGCAGAUGAUCCGAUUUGCCGUCCGCAAGCCGGCACAGAAUGCCAUGUCCAUCGUCACGUCGGGAGCGAAGAUGUUGGCUGUUGGCAACAACUCAACACUGGAUGCUUUCAACAUCAGCAUCACACCGAGGUUGCUCACUGUCCCUGGCCGUGUGCUGAAUGCUCCCAAUGUCAAGUACGCGGGGCAGAAGUCGGCAUCGACGAGGUUUGGGAGUUGGAACAUGCAGCAGGUCCAGUUCACCACGAAGACGACAUUGAACUCGUGGACGUAUCUUUGGAUCUCGUACCCGUCAGCGCGCGAUCCUUGGCGCGACGAGGGAGACUUACAGAAAACAAUCACCGCUUUCGCUGCGAAGCUUCGAGAGGUGGGUAUAACCUGCAGCGAGUGUAUGAAAGGGUUGCGUGUGACGGUCACUCCGGGUAACGUCGACUCCGCGAUUGAUACGGCGCUCCACAGAUUUACAUCCAGUCCCCACAAGCCUCCGCCAAAGCUCGUCCUGAUCAUUCUGCCGGACUACAGUGGGCCGAUCUAUAAUCGGGUCAAGUAUGCAUGCGACGUGAAGGAAGGGCUUAUGAACGUCAAUGUCCAGGCUGCGAAGUUCGCGAAGCCCAACAAUGACCAAUACUUCGCCAACGUGGCCCUGAAGAUCAAUGCUAAACUAGGGGGCAUGAACCAGAGCCUGGACCAACCAAAACUCGGCAUCAUCGCCGAGGGCAAGACCAUGGUGGUGGGCAUCGACGUGACUCACCCUUCCCCGGGGUCGUCGUCGACAGCGCCCAGCAUCGUGGGCAUCGUCGCCUCGAUCGACAAAUGGCUCGGGCAGUUCCCGGCCGACCUGGCCAUCCAGACCGCACGGCAGGAGCUGGUCGCGGGACUCAAAGACUUGGUGAAAGUGCGCCUCGAGAUGUGGAAACGGCAUAAUACCGCGUACCCCGAGAAUAUUCUGGUCUAUCGCGACGGGGUAUCCGAGGGGCAGUACAACCUGGUCCUGGAUCACGAACUCCCCGAGAUCCGCGCGGCCUGCACCGAGGUGUACCCGGCGACGGCGACCAAGCAGGGGAUCCCACGCAUCACGAUCGUCGUUGUCGGGAAGCGGCACCACACGCGGUUCUACCCGACCAAGGCCGAACAGGCGGAUCGCUCGUCCAACCCGCAACACGGGACCGUGGUCGAUCGCGGCGUGACCGAGGCGCGCAACUGGGACUUCUACCUACAAGCGCACACCGCGAUCCAAGGCACGGCGAGGCCCGCCCAUUACUACGUCGUCUAUGACGAGAUCUUCCAGGCUCGCAAAGUCCCCCCGGGCCCCUUCAAGAGUGCCGCCGACAUCCUCGAGGACCUGACGCAUAACAUGUGCUAUCUCUAUGCGAGGGCCACCAAGUCCGUCAGCAUCUGUCCGCCCGCGUAUUACGCGGACCUGGUGUGUGACCGGGCCCGGUGCUAUUUGAGUGGAUUCUUUGACCCGGCGGCGGCGAGCUCGGCCGGCAGCGUGAGCGGGGGCGGAACGAACACACAGGGACCAGACUCCAGUAUGGUCAAGAUACAUCCCCGAGUGCGAGACAGUAUGUUUUAUAUUUAAUGGGCGUCGCCGUGUUACACUCGGAUGUAUAGCAGCUGGAUCAGGCAGGGAGGGCAGAUGGAAGAUCUUUGGAAAAUGUCUUUUGUCCGGUGGAAACCGGUCUCUGUUAGUCUCUCUGACGGUCAGGAACUCUUGGGCGGAAAAAAGUUGGCGUCUUGCGUGGAUUUGGGUCGAUGUCGUGACUAUGAACUUCAUAUGCUUCUGGGAUUUGUCGAGACUUAUCAGAACAUUUAAGUCUGUCUGAUGUUGGUGCUCGGUGAAGCCAUCAGGUCUUUCGUCUCAAUCUUAACCGUAAUAUGCCAUGUGUAUGGAACGUAUAUAUAUAUAUUAUGUGAAUCUGG